Molecule: messenger RNA, 2765 nt
Organism: Clarias gariepinus (North African catfish)
Lineage: Eukaryota; Metazoa; Chordata; Actinopteri; Siluriformes; Clariidae
Gene: tnfaip2a
Product: tumor necrosis factor, alpha-induced protein 2a
Exons: 12
Coding region: 79-2115 (678 amino acids)
Biological process (GO): exocyst localization; exocytosis
Cellular component (GO): exocyst
Molecular function (GO): SNARE binding
Source: RefSeq, a predicted model, not a curated record
CACACAGCUAAGAGACACGACUGCACUGCCUCACACUGCAAAAGACCUUUUUGGAGAAGAAAAGAACCCGUCUUAAUCAUGAUGAAGCCCAAGAACUUUAAUCUACCCCUUCGGAGGAAAAGUAAAGGUAAAAAAGUUCCUCAAAACAGUGAGUCCGUAGGUGAACAACCAUCUGAAGAGGCCGUUAAUGGAGCUGAAGCACAGGAGAAAGUCAAACAUAGUCGUUGGAUUUCAGGCAUUAAAAAGAAGAGUGGUAAAAAACGACAAAAAGAAGACAGUCCAGAUACCCCAGUAAUUUUUGAUUUCAACCAGAAUGUUGAACAGAAUCAUUUGGCAGAAGCUAGCCAGCAACUUUUAGAACGAGAAAAGCACCUUUUCGGUCCACAAUUAUCAGCCGAGGAAGUAAUUUGUACCGACGACAAAACGGACAGUUUGCAGAAGGACUAUGAAACUUUGAUGCUUCACCUAAGGAUGGCUGUCAAUGAUUCCUUCAACAGGGAGAAUCAAAAGAAACUCAGAAGUGCUAUAAAGGCUGUGAGUGAGCAGGAAGAACAAGAUAGGUACUGGGAGGAAGUUGCUGAAGAUAAGCAUCCAUGCUGGAGGCCAUUGAAAUGCAGAGAGAUUCAUGACACCAUGCUCAGAAAAAUAGUAGAGGUACGGCUGCAGCAGGCGAACGAGGAGGAGAAUGGCACAGACAAGCUGUCCACCUCCCUUAAGAGAGAGGUGUGUCGGCUGGGCAAGCGCAUUCGAAAGGACCUGCUCUACAUUGUUGAAGACGUGCGGCAAUGUUACACGCCAGAGUUUGACAUUUGCAACAUGUAUGUUCAGCUCUAUCAUCAAGCCUUUUCUACAAAACUGAUGGAGAUUACUCGGACCAACAUUGAAUUACAAGAUAUCACCUACAUAUUAUUCUGGAUUCAUAAUUAUUAUCCAAAUGAUAUUUUGCAACAGAAAGAGCUGAAGCCACACAUCAACACUGAAACGUUAGGAGCUUUGUUACCUGGGGAGGACCUUAAGUCACUGGAGGAACAGUACCUGUCACUCAAAGAGGCGGAAAUCCUCACAUGGUUGACCAAUGCUCUUAAAAAAGAAGAGGAAAUUUGGCAGAAGAGUGACAAACUUGAGCUCUUUGAUGGAUGCUUCUUCUCCAACCUUGCUGUGGAUGUUAUACCUAUUGUUAAUGGAGCCAUGAAAGAGGCUGUGGAUAUCCUGAGUAACCGAAACGAUGCUCAGAGGAUUCUGCUUCCGCUGAAAAGCUUCCUACUGAGCUACAAGAAAUCCAUAACUGAACUUAUAAAAGGAAAGAACACAAAUAUCACAGACAGCCUGAAAGGCAGCCUGGUUAGCAUAAAGCAGCUACGGGAGUACAUAGAGAAACAGGACAAUCUCUCAGAUGAAGUGAAAGAAACAUUGCUGUCCAUUCUGUCUGAGAUGAGAAACUCCUGUGACUGUUACUUUCUCACCCCCAUACACAAGGAUCUCAAGGAGCAUUAUCGCAAGCUGUGGACUCCAGGAUGGUUGUCCGAAAGUCAUACAAUAAUUAAAGAUCUACUAAGCAUUCUACAGGAUAUGGUCCAGGACUUUAGAGACAUCCAGCCUGACUGCAAGAAGGAGCUGUUGGGACAGCUGCAUUCUGAAGUGAUGGCUACAUAUGUCAGAAGAAUGUUAAAAGGCAAACUGAAACUGAAAGACAAGGAUGACCAGGAAACAGCUGCACGCUUUCUGUGUGAGGACAGCGCCAUUAUCCACACAACAUUUAUCCAGAUAGGAUCUGAAGAGAAAUGGCUUUCCAGCAUUUUACCCAAGCUAUCAGAAGUGGUGAGGCUGCAGGACCCAGGAGCACUUCAACUUGAGAUAGUUACUCUGGCCAGAACUUACCCUGACAUCAGUGAAAGCCAAGUCCUUGCACUCCUGAACCUGAAAGCAAACCUCUCCAAGGGGGAAAUGCGCAGCAUUAAAAAGAGCCUGAAUGAGCACAGGGAUUCACUGAGUACUGAGCCGAUGCCAGCCUUCUUCUCCAAAGUCCGUUUGAAAAGAAAGUUAACUUUCACAUUGUCAACUAAUCGCUUACCUGGAGUUGAAAGAGCCCUUCUUGAAAUUGCUGGUUCAAAGUAAUGUUCAUUGAUUACCAACUAUUAAACCUGCUAUAAUAUUAUAUUUAUUAGGGGGUUUAAUAUUCAUGUAUGCUAGUCUCACUAACCUAGUUAUAGAUUACUUAUUGCAAGAGAAUCAUUUUUGGGGGGACAGGAGAAUGUAAUCAUUUCAUGUUCGCUGUUACUGUACGUAAGAAACCAUAGGUAGUGACUAUGUAUUUUUUAAGUGUUUAUAAAAGAAUCUGUGAUAGAUUUACAUAAUUCUGUGACUAAUGCCCAAUUACUGUAUGUGUUAUCGGGACAUAUAGCUGAAUGGGUUGAGGGCCAAAGUAUUAUUAAAGUAUUAUUUUUGACUUUUAUCCUAUCAUAUAGGACUCCUGUGUAUGAUGUAAUAAACAUAAAAAUGAAAGUCAUUGAAUUGCAAUCCAAUAGAAUAACCCUAUGGGCAUCCUCUAUUCGCUUUUUUUUAUGCGUUUGGUGUAUUAAAUGUUCAAUGUGGCCAAGUUUACAUUGUUAUUUGCAAAUUUCCAAUAUUUUUGGUUUGUUUGUAGAUGACCAGUGCAGAUGACAUGUACUGUAUAAUGCUUGAUAAGUUGCUUUAUUUUAAGUAAUUCAAAUGGGCAUUUCCAAGAUGUGUGCUGUGUGCUGUUAAUAAAUUUGAAAUCCUGUGUA